AGCAGAAGAAUCCAUAUCAGAUGAUGACAAAAGGAGGAACUAUGGAGGGGUGUACGUGGGCCUGCCAUCAGAUGCGGCUGCCAUGGCUCCCAGUCAGACGAAAGCUGCACCCAAAGGUACUGGCAGAUUAGAAGGAAAUAAAGACAUCAAGAUGCAAGCAACCCGAGUCUAUUAAGAACAGUUGCCAGUGCUUUGGAGAGAGCUGUCUUUUGCUGAAGAUUUUGAUAUUUACACAGCCUUCCAGAGAGCAGGAGAGAUCAGAGCACCAAAAAAUCCAAACUGUUCCAAGUUCCAACAACGGGUAAAGCUUAAAGUACAGCGUUGAAUUCCUUUCCAGUGAUAGUUGCAUUACGGAAACCUCCCGCUGUUCUCCAGUGAAAGAUGAAAUUAGUGAACUCAUCGUGGAUGUUUCUGUUCAAGAGCUAACUUUGAUGAUCUGCAACUUAUUUCUCUGUGGCCAUGUUGCAGAUUCCAUCAGCUAUCAGCUAUGCUUCAUAUAUUUCCUCAAAAAAGUUUGAUAGAUUUUAUAUAGAAAACCAUCACUACUGUCCACUCAAUAGUUUCUAUGGUAGGUUCCUGUAAAUUAAUUGUUAUUUUACUUCAGAGUAAUAUAUUUGACAAGUUUGCAUCUUUUUGGGAAUAUUGCAAAUUUUAAUAUUUUUGCUGUGAAAUAUUAAGAAUAGGAUGAAAUAAGCUUAAGACCUUAAGGUUCUUUAUAAUUAUUACUGUCCCUUUUAUACCAUGUGACAAAUAUUAGUGUUUGAUUUUCACCUUGUAAAAAGAUGUUGCUCAAAGAAAUUGAUUCAAAUAAGAAUGAUAUAUUUCAUAGUAUUAUUUACAUGUCUGUUUAUAUUUUACUUUAGCUAUAUCUCUUUUAUAAAGCAUUACAUAUAAAAAUACUAACAAAAUAAACUAUUAUGUGUCCCAUUCCAUGUAAUAAUAAUAUGUCCUUGCAUAAGGAUGAAGUGAUAGUAUUUUCGGAGCUAGUGGGACUAAACUCCAGUGCUGCAUCCUCCUGACCUGUAGAGUAUUUUUGAUCACUAUUAGAGUUUUAUAUCCCUGUCUCAUCUGAAAGCAUCUCCAGUAUGGCAAAUUGAAACAGAAUGAGCAUUACUACUUCUUUAGCAAGUUGUUCAGGUUUUAAAAUUCAUUAAGUUAAUAGCAAUUGUAAGUUUUGCAUAGAACAUAAAACAGAUUGUGCAUUUACAGAUGGCUGAAUAAGUAUUUAAACUACUAAAGCCUUUUGCAGCAUUCUUUAGUCAAACUCUUUUUAAUGAGACUUGAUACACCAUACACUUUAAAUAGUCAAAUAAAAAAAACCCCACCUAAUCUGCACCAUAUUAAUAUAUUACUGUACAUUCAUGACCAUUUUUAAAAUUAAAAGGAAACAACAAACCAUAAAAUUUGGGCAUGAAGAAAUAAGCUGCCGUGAACUAUGAAAUUCCUGCCAUUUUCACUGAUACCCAUUACUACCAAUGAACUACCAUUGACUAUGAUUUCCAGUAACUUGUAGCUUUCACUUUUAUAUAGUGGUAGUUUGAUGUGAGGCUUGCAAAAUGAGAUAUUUAAAAGUAUUCCUUGCUUGUUGUCUUUUAAUUAUUUCUGACAUUAUUUAUUGCUAUUCUCUAGCAAUCUCUUACUUGGGUUAUCAAUGAUUUCAGGCUUCCAGCUCCUGUAUCUCAUUCUUGACUGUCAACCUCAAACUGAGAUGAAAUAAGCUUGAGAUUAAAUAAGCUUGAAGAUGUGGUGUUAAAUAUCUCUCAGUAUGAAUGAAAGUCUGUAGAUUGUAUCUGCCAUGUCUUGGUCUUGCAAGCCAGACUGGUGAGGACUUAAGUAGCCCUGGGUGAUAAACAUGCAGGCUUUUCUCCUACCUACUUACCAUAGCAUGAGGGUAUAGUUUCCACUUCACAUAUUCCACAAAUGGCCAAAAUGGUUUGCACAAGUUUAUUUAGUACAGAGCAAUGCCUGACCUGAUCACAAUUUUUUUUCCCCAAAGCAGAAAAAGCAUCGAUCAUCCUAGAAUACAUCAGCAUUCAGCUUGAGCUCAAAAAGCCAACAGCUGGUUCCAGUAAUCAACCCAGUUGUUUACCCAGUUCUGUCCUUCAGUUGCUGAGAAGAAUUAUCAAAAAGGUGGACAGGGCUAAACUCGAACAUCACUUGUUCUGCUAGUGACAGCUGAAGCCCCAUGUGUGGGCAGAGGGAGGAAAGAGGUGAUUGCUGAUGAACAGCUCCUCACAGCUGGUGGUGGGACAGUUGCAAGGGGUACUUUCCUUGGUUCACAUCAUUGCUUGUUUUUCCUGUGCAGAGCUACAGAGAAGCUUGGAGCACUUUGCAGAAUUGGUCUUUUAAUGUUUCAUCCUCUGAAUGUGUGGGAGGUACAGUAGUUUCUUAAUCUUUUUUCCCUCUGCGUCGUUUAAUCUCAGAAGUUUACUGAGCAACUGACAAAUGUGCAGCAUCACAGACUGGAACCUCUAAAAUAGACAUACAUUCAUUUAUGCUAUGCAGGCCUGUGCCAUCAAACUGAAGAGCUAUGGCCAUGCUCUUGUCUCAAUUUGCUGAUUAUUGUCUUUUGUUUUCCCAAAGAUCCAUGAAUCUAGAAACUGUUUUACAGGAUGCUGUAUUCUGUCCUGGCCAAAUUCCACUUGGGGAACUGGUUUUCUGCUCAUGAAAAGUCCUCUAUGGUGAGCCGCCUUUGUUAAGAAAAGCACAAGUCAUUUCAUGGAGAAAUGGGUGUAUCUGCUCUUUCAAAACUUACAAUCUAUGGAUAUUUCUGUUAGGAGGAGGAACAAAAAAUAAAUCCUAUAUGCCAGCUGCCAGCUGUGCAUGUGACGGCA
Messenger RNA from Zonotrichia albicollis (white-throated sparrow), 2834 nucleotides. NCBI's taxonomy places the organism in Eukaryota, Metazoa, Chordata, Aves, Passeriformes, Passerellidae. The record is from RefSeq and is a predicted model, not a curated record.